Durusdinium trenchii is the source of this 2164-nucleotide messenger RNA. The record is from the annotation of a GenBank genome assembly. NCBI's taxonomy places the organism in Eukaryota, Dinophyceae, Suessiales, Symbiodiniaceae.
CACCAGUCUUGGCCAGAGAAAAACCGGGUAGACCAGAACAGCUCCCAUGGACUUCGGUGGCUUUCCGGGCGGUGCCCGUGGCCCCAGCCACUCGAGUCAUGCGGAGCUGGCGCAGCUUCGGGCGCGGCUGGCCCAGGACGAGAGGAGGUUCCCGAGGAGGGCGAAAAACAGGGCGAUAACGAGGGAUGUUUGCGAGUUCAUGAAAAGAGAUUCCAAUACAUUUUGGAGAUUCCAGAUCCACAUCGCAAGAGAGAUGACAUGCUUCGCAAGGCAAGGGCCUUCUAAAGCUGACUCUACAGAACUUGAUAGACCUUCUGUACUGGAGAGCAACCUCUGAACCCCCCAAGAAAGACCCCAGAACCAGCUGGCACUGCCAAUUUCACCCAUUGAGAGUUGCCAUAAUACUUCACCCAAUACUUCACCCCAUCGCCGACCCACAAGUACCUCGUUUCCGCUGGGCCGCUGCACCACAUGGCCCGUCGCAGAUCGUCGGCCGGCUUUCGGCGUCGGCUCGUCGACCGAGUCUGGCCGCUUUCGUCGGCGCGGCGGCGUGGCCGGGUUUUGGAGGAGGAGCGUGCUAUCGCGCACUUCAAGCACAAAGGGCCUACGGAGCUUUGGAGCUUUAUGCCUUCCGAUGGCCAACCACUGAACUUGAGGGUGGCACCACAUCUGGAUGCAGCCCACACAGGUCAUGUCUUGGCUCCAGGCGACCGCUUCGAGGUGGCGGAGAAAUCCUUUCAUGACGAGGUCACCUACCUGCGGCUGCGCGACGGCCGCGGUUGGGCCUUCGACGGGAAGCCGGUGCUGCGCUCGGGCUGGUGGCCCUUUGCCUCAGGAAGCGAGAAGAUGGUCCUGUGCGUGCCAGUGCACCAGCAAGUGCAUCAAGGUUUGAUGCAUUCAGGACCGCCUCCUGCAGCUGCUCCAGCUGCUCCAGAGCCGCCGGCGCCGGCGCUCCUGGGCCGCACGCUGCCGCGGGAGCCGCAAGUACUGAAGAGCGACGUGCCCAGCGUGUUUGCGCCGAGCGGAGCAACGAGCGCGGUGGAGCCUUCUCCAGACUCUCCAAAGGUGGAAAAACCCAAGCUUCAUGUGAGAGUGCAGCGUGCACAUGCCUUGAGAAACAUGGACUUUGGAAGCUUCUUCGGCAACAAGUCGGAUCCCUACGUGGUGGUGCGCUUCGGCGCCGAAGAGAAGAAGACGCCUGUGAUCGACGACAAUUUGGAUCCAGUGUGGAGCGAUGGAAGCAACUUCGCUUUCCUGGUGCCUGACGAAGCUCCCAAGUUGAUCGAGCUGGAGGUCUUCAACUCCAACACCUUCGUGGAUGACAGCCUGGGAAAGACCUCCAUCGUGUUUAGCACCUUAAAGCCCGACGGCCGCUGGCUGCAUCGCCGCGAUCCCCUGCUUGGGAAGUCAAUGGUGGCACCUGCGGAAGGUGAACUGGAGUAUGAGGUGAUGCUGGAUGCGAAGACCGGCGCGCGGACGGUGGACCGCCGCGUGCGUGCGAGUGGUCCUGGGCAGCCACCCCCACCGCCAGAGGACCUUGAGCCUGGACUUUACAAGGUGGGUUUGCGUUUCCCCCUUGAGCCUGGACUUUACAAGGUGACCAUGAGCACGGCAGUCUACCGAAGCUCUACCAAGUGCAACGAUCGGGAGGUGGUGGCGCACGUGACUGCAGGGCAGCAGGUGAAGGUGGAGGAGGUGCUCAACUGCUUGUCCGAAGAGCGGGUCCGUGGGCACAUCACAGAGCCAAGAGGGUGGAUCCCUCUCCUGGAUACUCGCGAUGGCUUCCGUUGGGCAGCACCCGUGGUUCAGCAAAAGUACCUGGUGGACAACACAUGGUUGAAGUCUCCCUGUGGUGGGUUGGCCUACCGCUUCAGCAAGGAGGUCCAGAAUAAGGAUGAACGCCCAGGUGAGCAGGGUGGUGCACCUUGGAACUCCAUGGUCAUCGGUGAAGACCAGGGUGAUGGCUGGCUCAAGGUGGCGGAUGGCCGGCUCCUGCCAAUGAGCAUGAAUGGCGUUCCAGUGUUGAAGCCUUUGGCAGACGCAGACGGCUCCCCCGAUGAGGUGGCGCAAGCAGAGGAGGAGCUCGACAGGUUGUACAGAGAGCUGAACCGACGCAUGGAAGGAGUCUCCGGAAGCAUCUGAGAUGGAGAUCGCUCAAUCGGGG